Aspergillus melleus is the source of this 1347-nucleotide messenger RNA. RefSeq lists its product as uncharacterized. The transcript has a single exon. Gene Ontology annotation, molecular function: oxidoreductase activity, acting on the CH-OH group of donors, NAD or NADP as acceptor; NAD+ binding. Lineage: Eukaryota; Fungi; Ascomycota; Eurotiomycetes; Eurotiales; Aspergillaceae. The record is from RefSeq and is a predicted model, not a curated record. Gene Ontology annotation, biological process: fatty acid metabolic process. Bases 1 to 1347 code for a protein of 448 amino acids.
AUGACAGCCGAGGAGCUCUCACCAAACUCCAAACCCAACAGUGUAGCCGUCAUUGGCUGUGGUAAACUUGGCCGUCGCAUCGCUCUGUCCUGGUCCCGUGGUGCAGUUUCUGUCAGGAUCUUUGACACCGAACCGGACCGCGCUGUCGAAGCUUUGAACUGGGUGCAAGAUACUUUGGGAGACUCCAUAUCUCUAUCCAACGAGACCACAGGACAUGUGGAGAUUGCAUCCACACUAGCCGACGCUGUGCAAGAUGCGUGGAUGGUGAUCGAGUCGGUCCCCGAACAGAUCUCUCUCAAGAUGCACGUUUUGGGCGAGAUUGACAAGCUCGCGCAUCCGCUGACAAUCAUUGCUACGAACUCCUCGUCGAUUCGAAGCAGCAGGCUGGUCUCCAGUCUAAGUGAUGAAAGACAAUGCCUGUUCCUCAACACUCAUUACAUCCGUCCGCCUGAGAUACCGAUCGUGGAGAUCAUGACAUGCGGCCGGACAAGUGCAGCAGUCACCAAGGAGGCCGCUUCCCGGAUGGAGUCUGUGAGACUAGAGCCCUUGAUAGUCGAGCAGGAAUCGACGGGAUUUGUGUCAAAUCGCAUCUGGGCGGCGAUUAAGCGCGAGGUCAUGCUCGUGCUGGCCGAGAGAGUGUGCACUGCAGAGGACAUUGAUCGCGUGUUCAAGGCCAAUUUGCACGCCGCGUGGGGGCCGUGCGAGCUCAUGGACAUGGUCGGUCUGCAGACAGUGUGCGAUAUCGAAGACGUUUAUAUCGAAGAACGCAACUUGCCUACCUACGGGGUCGACUUCAUCCGCCAGAACUACGUGAGAAGAGGGCACCUGGGCCGAGACACAAGCCGAGGCUUGAUAGACUGUCCAUCGAAGCCCCAGCCCGCAUCCAUUCGAGAUCAAUUGCUUGGGAGUUGGGAUCUAAUGGAAUUGACCGCCAUAGACCCCAACGGACAUCAGCAGCACCCAUUUGGACACAGCAUCCAAGGACGACUCAUAUACUCCGCUGAUGGGUACGUUUCUGCGACCCUACAAGUGCCAGGACAAACGCCCUUUGGAGGACGAAACCCACGGGCUGGGUCAGAGAGCGAGCUGGCAGAAGCGUCAAGACGGUAUAUGGGGUACAAUGGGACUUAUUCCACGGAGGAGAACACCUCUACGCCUGUGGUGAUUCAUCGAGUGCAGUAUUGCAACCUUCCCAAUCUCCGGGGACAGACUGUGCGGCGAUUUAUAGACCUCAAGACUGUGGGUUGCGAUAGAUUGCUGGCGCUUACUUGCGAAGAAGCCUCGGCGGACCUCGAAGGGGGUCGAGAGACUCUGCGGUGGCGCAAGGCGACUCAGGAUGGGCCUUAA